AUGAAGAAGGCCACACGAGGCACCACCGGCGACAGCGAAGACAGCGAUGCGUCUGAUGGCCGCGGCGGUGUGACGAGGGCGAACUCAUCUAAGCGACGACACCGGCGGAAGGCGGCCGCGGCGGCCAACUCGUCCAACUCGACCUCCACCACCCCGUCGUCGUCGCCCACGCCAGCGCCCGUGCUCACCUACGCCGCGGUCGCUUCCGCCUCCGUGUCGUCGUCGACCUACAGCAACGCGCUUCCUCCAGCACCCACGCUGGCGUCGCCUUCGACGACAACGUCGGCGCCGUACGCCAACAGCACGACGACGAAUGGACACACCCAGCCCGCCGAAGAGCGAAGCGAAACGACAAAGGAGCGAAGACGACGAAGGGGAGGACCCAAAGGCGGCGGGAAGCGGAGAGAUGCGAGCGAGGGCGACGGCGAGGACGAAGGCGGCAGAGAGCUAGCCUCGAACGGCCGUGCCUCGUCAGUGGCGGCGGCGACGCCGAAGAAGGAGAAAGGGAAGGACAAGGCCCAACGCAGGAGGAAGAGCGUCGGCGAAGAUGGCGCUUAUGAUGAUCUUCGACAGGCUGCCGGCUUCAACGGCUACGACAACAAAACAAACGAAAACGAAAAAGAAGAGGAGGAGGAACAGGAGGACGAGCAAGAGCAGGAGCAAGAACUAGUAGAGCAGGAUGACGAGAAGGUGGCGCUCAUUUUGUCGCGAGCGAGGGAAGACCAGUUCUCACCCUACGCCUACUACAUGGCGUCGAUUCCUUCCGGAGCGUUCAAGCAGCAGGAUGCAGGGAACGGGUACGGCGGUCCGCAGCCGCCAGCAGUCGCGCAGAGUGAGGAAGAGAACUCUCCCUAUCUCGAGAUCGACGGUGUGCUGCCCAAUUUGCGCAAUACCACCAUCACCGCGCCUCACGUGAGUGCCAGUGCCAGCGCCAGUGCCCGCAGCGGCUUCAUCGGCUCGUACUACGCCGACCAACAGGACGCCUACUUUGCGUGCGACAGCGCCCUCAACCUUGUGCCGACUAACCGCGACGGCCAAGCUGGUGGUGACGAUGGUGACCGAGGCUACGGACGCGACGCUACCCCCGGCGGCGGGCGGCCAGUACCGGCGCGCAGGCCCGUCUAUUCUGACGUGGACUUGCGCGAGCAGGAGACCGGUAACACGAUCUAUUCCUCCAACACCGAACCGCUGUCCGCACGGCCACCUCGCAAGAAGAAGAGGAACAGAAAGCCCAGGAAGCAGGACGACGACAGCUACCUGGAUCGGGCCAACGAAGACGAGCACAGCUCCUCCUCGACCCAGCCCUCGCACUCGCAGGACGAGCGGGAAGACGACCCUAACUACGACAAUGCCCGCGACAAGAAGACGAGGAGAGAGCAGCAGCCGCCGGAACGCCGAAGACGAGCGCCGUCGUCGGGUUCGUCGUCGUCAUCGUCUGCGAGAGCGCGCGGGGUGAGCCUCGACAGCCGCAGGCAGACGGGAGGAGCGACGGCGGCCGCGGCCGCGGCGUCGGUGGUGGGCGGAAGCGUGGGUGCGUCGACUGAAAGCGGCCGCUGCGGGUAUCCCAUGGCCUGGAACGCCGAAUUCCAAAAGAUUCUCGAGCUCCCGCAGGACGACGAACAGCAGCAGCUCGAGAAAUUCGAGAGACUCAGUGCGCUGGCGGCCGACUUCCAGCAUACGGCCAAAACGUGCGGCAAGAUCAUCAUCAGCGAGAAGAACCUGCCCAACGAAUUCAAGACCAUCCGGGCGGUGGAAGUUGGGGGACAUGCCGGCGGGCAGAAGUACAUCUACCACGGCAUCCUGUUCAAGUUUGCCACGGACUGGCUCCGGCUCUAUGGCAGCGACGAAUACGCCAUUCCACCAAUCACGUCUGACUUCCAAUACUGCUUUAGGAAGGCAGCCGGGCUCGAACUCAAGGGCGCCAUGCGAUACUACCUGUGCGAAGGCCUGUCCGUGCCUCUCAUGGCGCUGAUUGAUUACCGGGGCUAUCGUCUGGUGUGCGUGUCGAUUCUCCCAAUCAACACCACCACCUUGUGCUACGGCUCCUGCGAUGGCGGCAAAAAUGUGUUCGCGUCGGAUGAGCGGAUGAAUGCGCGGAUGCGGCAGGCGGCGGCCAGGCUCAAUCUCAAGGGCCACAUGGCCGGCGUGAACCGGGCCAAGUCCCGCCAAUUCCUCUACGGCCCCGCCGACAUCGAGGGGCAUCGAAGCUGGCAGGACAACCGAUACUAUGUGCUCGACUUUGCCCGAGCGGAAGCAGAUGUGCUGAAGACGUUCCUGUACCGUCUCUUCCGCCCCGAGUUCAUCAAGACCUACAGCACGCCCCUCUCCUCGGACGCCUUCUCGCCCUUCGGUGGACCCGAGAACGAAAAGGAGGGGCAUAAUGCCGAGGUGCGGGAGGCAACGCGCUAUCUGCUGGAGACCACCAUCCCGGCGUUUGCGCGGUGGCUCGACGAGCAGCACGUCCUCAACGAAUCCUCGCCAGAUGUCCUGCUGGGCAGCCACGCUGGCAAGAUCGACAUCGAGGCACAACUCACCGAGCUCCUCCACAUGGAGGGCAUCAAUUGUAGAUAUCUGGGCCGGGUGUGCAACGUUGUGAAGUGCAAGAAGGUGAAGAAGAUCAUCAUCCACGAGAUGCUUGGCCGCGUCGUGAAGAACAAGCUGCGCGCCCGGUUGCGCGACGUAAACUCGACCUCCGAGCUCACGCAGAACGUCUACCGCAAGUGCGUCCUCGAAUUCCUCAACCUCCUGCUGGGCCAGGACCAAUUGAUGGCGGUAGUGUGCUUCUGGCAGAAGGAGAUGAAGGAGGGCCUGCGCACUCAGUUCGAUUUUGUGCUGGAGAACGACACCCUGCGACAGCUCAGGGAGGACACCGACAGCAGCAGCAAGGGGAAGGGGCGCGGCAACACCCACGCCGACCCCUACGACGACGACGACGACGAGGACUCCAACAAGGGAUCCUCAUCGGAUGAGCUCGAGGAGGAGGAAAAGGACGAACUGUACUUGUUGCGGACUGUGGACAUGUACAAACUGUUUAAGCGCAUCGAGCAGCUCACGGGCGUCACGUUCUCCAAGCAAUCCAAGCGCGAGCUCAAGAUCAACUCGCGCGGCUUCAAGCUCGUCGUGCCUGACAUCGUCAAGAUGUCCGCCAAGGCGAAGCACAUGAACAUCGUUUCGCUGGCCGAGGGCAACUCGCUGUGGAUUCAGGCCAAGAAGAGCGACACGAGGGAGACCGAGGAUCGGCUCUUCCGGCUGGUCAUGUCCAAGUUCGAGGCCUCGAUUCGGUCAACGCCCGACAACCGCGACACCCUCAACAACUACGCCGACGUCCUCUGUCAAAAGGCCAACAAUUCCAUCGGGCACGACACGUACGCGUACUUGGCCAAGGCGUUCGAGAAGUACAAGAUGGCGCGCAGCUACGAGGCCAUAUUCAAGCUCGGCAACAACGUGCAGAACCUCACGCCGGAGGUCUGGCAGAACAACGACCAGCUCCUACGCCUCUCCUCCCUCUGCUACCAGGCCCUCCUGUCUUCCUCGCCCUCCUUCUCUUCAUCUUCUUCAUCAUCUUCUUCUUCCACAUCGUCGGCCGACGGCUUGUCGUCCAACUUCGCGUCAUCGGGUCGUCGUCGCUCGAGUAUCUAG
Molecule: messenger RNA, 3639 nt
Organism: Acanthamoeba castellanii str. Neff
Lineage: Eukaryota; Discosea; Longamoebia; Acanthamoebidae
Exons: 17
Coding region: 1-3639 (1212 amino acids)
Biological process (GO): intracellular distribution of mitochondria
Cellular component (GO): cytoplasm
Molecular function (GO): mRNA binding; protein binding
Source: RefSeq, a predicted model, not a curated record